UCCGGCGGCGGCGCGGCGGGGCCGGCGGGGCCGUGUGGGGCCGCGGGCGGCUGGAAGAGCGGCCCGUAGAUGUAGAGCCCGCUGGCCACGCCGAGCGCCACGGCCACGGCCACCUGCUGCAGCGGCAGCCGCCCCCUCAUGGCGGCAGGCGGCGCCCUCAGACACGCGUGGGGCGGCCCCGGCUCGGCUGCGGCCCCGGCCCGGCUGCGGCCCGCGGCCCCGGCGCGCUCACCUGAACGCGGGACACGGCAGAGGCGGGCGCGCCGCUCGCUGCAGGCACCGGACGGAAGUGCCGGCGCUGUCCCGCCCCCGCGGCCGCGCAUGCCCCGGCGCGGGGAGGCGGCCGCGGUGCAGCCGCGGAUGCCGGAGGCGGUGCGGCUCCGCAAGCGGCGCUCGGUGCUGUACGGCUCGGCCGGCGGGGCGGCCGCGCAGCGAGGCGCCGGUGCGGCCGCGCCCGCGCCGCUGCUGGCGCUCGCCCUGGCGCUGCGGACGCUCAAUUGCUUCCUCGUCCAGACCAGCUUCGUCCCGGACGAGUACUGGCAGUCGCUGGAGGUGGCGCAUCGCAUGGUCUUCAAUUAUGGUUACCUGACUUGGGAAUGGACAAAUAGUUUAAGGGGCUACUCGUACCCACUGAUCUUUGCAAGCAUGUACAAAGCAUUACAGCUGCUGGCUAAGGAUAAUGUUCAGCUGCUGAUCUGGGUCCCUAGGCUUGCACAGGCAGUGCUAGCUGCUUUUGCUGAUGUGAAGCUUUAUUCAUUAGUGCAACACCUUGAGAAUUCAGAAACAGCAAAGUUCGUGUUCUUCUGCCAACUGUGUUCCUGGUUUACGUGGUAUUCUUGUACCAGAACUCUAACAAACACCAUGGAGACUAUUCUUACCAUUUUUGCUCUUUCCUACUAUCCAGUAAAAGGCUCCAAGAUGGGGAACAGUUGUAAAUAUUUAGCUUUGGUGGCACUUGCAAUUGUUAUUCGUCCCACUGCUGUCAUCCCGUGGAUGCCUUUGAUCUUCAGUCAUUUUUUGCAAGAACAGAGGAAAGCAGACCUUAUCCUACACAACUUUAUUCCAGUUGGAUUGGUCACAGUAGGAACCUCUUUAAUAAUUGACCGUGUGUUUUUUGGUGAGUGGGUACUGGUUCAGCUGAACUUCUUGAAAUUCAACGUGCUGCAGAAUUUGGGAACAUUUUAUGGCUCUCAUCCUUGGCACUGGUACUUCACUCAGGGACUCCCAGUGGUCCUGGGUCCCCACCUGCCUUUCUUUGUUCACGGCUGUGCUCUGGCACCGAGAAGGUGCCGCAUCUUUCUGCUGGCAGUGAUCUGGACAGUGCUGGUGUACAGCACACUGAGCCAUAAGGAAUUCAGGUUCAUCUAUCCAGUACUGCCAUUCUGCAUGAUUUUUUGUGGAUAUUCUUUGAAACACUUGAAAGCGUGGAAGAAAACCGCAGUGAGUUUCCUGCUCUUAUCGAAUUUAGUGGCAGCCCUGUACACGGGCCUGGUUCACCAGCGGGGCGCUCUGGAUGUCAUGAGUCACAUCCAGCAGCUCUGCACUGACUCGCAGCAGUCACAGGCUUCUGUCUUCAUGCUCAUGCCGUGCCACUCUACUUCAUUCUACAGUCAUGUUCACUGUCCUAUAAAAAUGAGAUUCCUUCAGUGUCCCCCCAACCUGACUGGCAGUGAGAGCUACGUUGAUGAAGCAGAAGUGUUUUACUCUAACCCGCUCGGCUGGCUGAAUCAGGAGUUUCACAAUGACACACUAUUACCCAGUCACUUGAUCCUCUUCAAUGUGCUAGAACAGGAAAUAUCAUCAUUUCUAACUUUAAGGGGCUAUGAGAAAACAGCCACGGUCUUUCAUACUCAUGUACCUCAAGGACGAGUUGGAAGCCACAUCUCCAUCUACAGGAGAAAGACUGAAAUGAAUUAUCCCUGAAGAUCAGUGUCUGGCCCUCGGAGCUAAUGAGAUCAGUUUUGCACAGCAGUAGCUAUGCUUAGACCUCAAACUACAGAAAGGAGAGAGUGGUGAGUCUGAAACUGGGGAAGUCAAAUGGGAAGUGCCUGCAAACACAAACCUCCUCCUGAGGGCAGCUUCAGUAGCAGUAGGGCAAGGUGGGGUUGCUGACCUACCUUACAACACUAGAAAACAUUGGGAAGAGCAAAGUUACCACAUGAAUACUUAAGCAAUAAAAUACAGGCAAGACUGGACCGUUUUAUAGAACUGUACAGCUAUGCUAAGUUUCUUUUAUAAAUAAAGACUUUUACCCACAAUGUCUCUUUUAUUUUUCUUCUACAAUAUGCAGAUAUGCAAGACAUUUCAAGUGUUUAAAUCAGCACGCUGAUUAGAAUGCAGCACAGCAAAUUCUUCACAAUUCAACAGGUUCUUGAACCCCCCCCCAAAGACAGGAAGCAAAUAUAAGGUUACAAAACACUAACAAAUACAUUACCACAAUGUUGACCUAUUUUUGAAGGAUGAGAUGAAGUUAGUAUAUCAAACACUGGAGUUAGUAGUUGGUACAUUAUGCAUGGCUCAAGCUUUAACUACACUAAUGGAAUGCAAUUAAGCUUUUUUUCAUACACAGGUCAUGGCAUGCCUAGCUUCUGCAACAAUACUGCUGGCACCCAGACUAUCUUCACUUCCAAAGAACAGUUAAAGCAACGGUACAGAAUAUGCAGAUUAGAAAGCCUGACUUCUGCCUGUUAACAAAAAUGUGUAAAAAUCAAAUCAUUCCGAAAAAAACCCC
This is a messenger RNA of Prinia subflava (tawny-flanked prinia), 2731 nucleotides long. It is a transcript of the gene PIGB, whose product is annotated as phosphatidylinositol glycan anchor biosynthesis class B. Gene Ontology annotation, biological process: GPI anchor biosynthetic process. NCBI's taxonomy places the organism in Eukaryota, Metazoa, Chordata, Aves, Passeriformes, Cisticolidae. Gene Ontology annotation, molecular function: alpha-1,2-mannosyltransferase activity. Gene Ontology annotation, cellular component: endoplasmic reticulum membrane. The record is from RefSeq and is a predicted model, not a curated record.